Messenger RNA from Dracunculus medinensis (Guinea worm), 1161 nucleotides. Lineage: Eukaryota; Metazoa; Nematoda; Chromadorea; Rhabditida; Dracunculidae. The record is from the annotation of a GenBank genome assembly.
AUGGGUGCCAUAUUUGUAACUGCAGCUGUUCUUUAUCUUGUUUACAUGGGAACAGUAAUGAUAUUGAUCUCAACAGAGCAACGUCCAUUACCUGUUCCAAACUGCAAUACCAGGAAUGAGGGCGCUCGAGAACGUGGCAUACUGUUCGCCCAAGAGCGCAAACGUCAAUUAUCCAUGAAUGCAGAUAUUAGUGAAGAUAGUUUAAUGGAGGAAUGGCAAUAUGCCGCUGAAGUUGGUUGUUCACAAAUUUUUUGUCGAAUAGCCGAUGGAGACAAUAAAGGAAUGCUUGUGAAACUCGCUGCUUGUUUUUAUAAACUUCGGUCGCCAUUAGUUGGUUUCGCCGGUGAAAAAUCGACCAUUUCAUCGACAACAACGACGGCACCAACAAUCUUUGCGUCAACAGAAUUGACAAUAACGCCUUUUGCAUUAUCAUUUACUGAAUGUUUGGAUUCUGUAAUUUCGACUAAUACUAAAGAUAAAAUCAUCAACCGAUACAAUUGGUUCCGAAAACUAAUUAAAUAUGCCAUCUCGGAAGCUGGUGGAAUAAUUUCUGACCAAACUGACGACUUUGGAUUUAAAUGGAAUUGCUUUUUGGAAUUAUCCGCAACGCAAAGUGCAAGACAAUGCAAUUUUACUCACUCGAAAGAACCUUCGCCUCUUGGCGAAAGUCGAAAAAUUCUUUUGAGAAGCGAUCGUCAAAAAAUUUUUUGGGAAACCAGAAAAUUAUCGCCUAACGAAUCAUUAGUAUUAGAAGCAGUUGAUUCGUGGUGGAGCAGUGGGUCUUGGAGCAAUCAUUUCUCGUAUUUCGAGCAUUUAUCGCCUCACGAAUUGUCGGAAAAUUAUGAUUUCUUCACUCAGUUGGUGAAUAUGGAAACAACUUACAUUGGCUGCGGAAUUGGAUAUUGCCCUGCGCACCACAUUGGACUGAACAUGCAUGCAAUCGUGUGUCAAUAUUUUCCAGGGAUUCAACGGAAUUCAAGCAAAUUUAUAGAACUAUGGAGAGUCUUGCGAACUUAUGAAGAGCAAAUCCUGUACGACAACGACCACUCUUCUGGUGAUAUGGCUGCAAAUGUUGAGAAAUGUGCCCAAAUAGACGAUAAUUUGUUUGGUCUUCUCGGUAGAGAAACUAUAGUUCAACCACGAAAUGAUUUAAGAGGAUAG